Molecule: messenger RNA, 1343 nt
Organism: Triticum dicoccoides
Lineage: Eukaryota; Viridiplantae; Streptophyta; Magnoliopsida; Poales; Poaceae
Product: E3 ubiquitin-protein ligase Hakai-like
Exons: 6
Coding region: 1-1128 (375 amino acids)
Source: RefSeq, a predicted model, not a curated record
AUGCCUUUGCUUCUGAUCCUGUCGCUGGAUCACAGCCUGCUGUCAUGCGUACGGGUGCUGCGCGGAAGAUUCCGGCUGCUGUCGCGGGGCAUGGCGCUGUGGCCGGUACAAGCGGCAGGGGUGUUUGUAGACCCGUCUCUGGAUGGGGUGUUGGUUCUGGACGUGCUGCAGGCGCUGGGUGUGCGUCCGUCCCUGGCGUUGCUAGACGUUAUGUACCACGACAGGCUGCUGGGUCUUCUUGCCAGAGUUGUAUACGUGAUGGAAGAUGACUAUGUAAUACUGAUUCCUCUUUCCCACAUCUUUGCCCUCAUGCUGCAAGCUCUCAAGUUGCCCCCUGCGACUUACCAACACAAGCCAUAUCCGGGCAAUGAGUCUCGUGUGACGAACUGUGAUGAAGCAGAAGACAGUGCUGCUAUGGCAGCUAUUAGGUUUAUGGAGGAUCACGUCACCGAACGGCCUAAUAACCCGACGACGACCUUCCCUCUGAACGCUAUCUCUAACCUCCCACGAUUCCACCAUCCUCCUCCGGUAGCGUCGCCGUCCACCGGCCUCGUCCUGCGCACCUUCCGUCGGCCUCCUCCCGCGAAAUCUCCGCCGCCCGUCUCCCACGGAACCGUCGCCGACCUCAUCCCGCCGGCCCUGCAGCCGCCCUCUUGUUGCGGCCACGCGCCUUCCUCCUCCUGCGGCCUUGCCCCCGGUCUUCUCCAGCGGCCGCGCGCCGUCCUCCUGCCGUUGCCCCGCCACCGAUCUCCUCCCGCGGACGCGCCGCCACCGACCCCCAACAGGAUCCCGUGCCUCCACCACCCCCAAGAUCCUACACCGCCGGGCGGGAUCCGGCACCCCGCAUCCAUGUCCCGGCGAUCCCAAGCACGCCGCCUGCCGCGUGCACUCGACACGACACCUCUUGCCUCCCCACGUCGCCGCCUACACCACCAUCACCGCAACCACACAUCACUCCGGCCGGGAUCCGUCGCGCAGUCCAACCUCGUCCGUGCGUGCAGUCCCUCCUUGUCUGCUCGCUUGACAGUAGAGCAAACAGUGCUUCCAAAAAUGCAAAAGGAGCUCCGGAUUUUGAUGUCUGAAGUUCAGCUGUACCAUGGAGACUACUGCGGCCGUUCGAAACACUAGCAGGCGACGUGCUAACCAGCUGCAGGUCACGGUCUCCUUGAGUUGCAGGUCGCGCCCUUUACCCAUCAGCGUCGUCACCUGUGCCCUAGUUCAUAUUCUACAGCUGAAAUAUUAUUGUAACAGUCUUCUUCAACCCAUUGUUUUUACCCAAAAGGUUCAGAGUUCUAUUGGGUUAGAAGCCACGGGAGAGCAAUUAAAUUUGUGUUUGCUUUUCA